AUGGCCACAAGAGGGAACGAUUUCUUCAUUGCUGAGGGAAUAGCUCCCCCAGAAAGGAUCCUGUUUCCACCGGAGAAGAUUUACAUGGUCUGGCAGCAGCAGCAGAGUGCUGGAGCGGGGCUGUUCAAUGUGGGCAACACGUGCUUCCUCAACGCUGUCCUGCAGUGUUUGACCUACACCCCGCCACUGGCCAACUACCUGCUGUCCCGAGAGCACAGCAAGGCCUGUCAGCAGCAAGGUUUCUGCAUGAUGUGCACCAUGGAAGCACACGUUAACAAGGUCUUGCAUUCCCCUGUCCGACAAACUUCUUCUUUCUUAGGCAUAGGAGAACAUUUUCAGCUGGGUAUGCAGGAAGAUGCCCAUGACUUCUUGUGCUGUACAGUCAAUGCCAUGCAGAGAGCUUGUCUGAGCGCAAGCAGCGACUUGGACCUCUCUUCUGAAUCCACUACCAUCAUCCAUCAAAUAUUUGGGGGCUUUCUGAGAUCCAGAGUCACCUGCUUCAGCUGCAAAGCCGUUUCUGACUCCUACGAGGCCUUCCUGGAUGUUCCUUUGGAUAUCAAUGCAGCCUCGUCCCUCACUGCAGCUCUGGAAGAGUUUGUGACACCUGAGCAGCUGGAUGGUGAAAACUGCUUUAAAUGCAACAAGUGUAAGGAGAAGGUUGCUGCCUCCAAGAGGUUCACAAUCCACUGUGCACCCAAGGUUCUGACGGUGUGUCUGAAACGGUUUGACUGUUUGACCGGCGGGAAGAUGAACAAGGCUGUGGAGUACCCCGAGUACCUGGAUCUCCGCCCGUACAUGUCCGAGGCCGAUGGAGAGCCCCUCUAUUACUCCCUGUAUGCUGUCCUGGUGCACAGUGGCGACAGCUGCCAUGAAGGACACUAUUUCUGCUACACCAAGGCCAGCAACGGGCUGUGGUACCAGAUGGAUGAUGAGUGUGUGGAGCUUCGUAGCAUUGACACAGCUCUCGGGCAGCAAGCCUACCUGCUGUUUUAUGCCAGAUGCUCUGAUCUGAGGCUUGGACAAAAGGCUUCUUCCUCGCUGGCACCAUCAUAUGCCCCAUCCAUCCUCAGUCAGUGGGCAGCCAGCAGCAAGCCGGUGGCUUCUGUAGUCCCACAGGUUUUGCCUGACAGGACAAAGGACAUGGUGCUGAGUGUGGAAGAUCCUGGCCAGGAGGAGGCGCAGAGCGGAUCCCCACUGUGGGGCAAGGAAGCCUGCAGCUAUGUUAUGGACACCACAGGCUGUGAUGACGCCACAGGGAGGAACACGGGCCCUCCAUGUUUUGGCCAUGAUCAGCAUGUGGAUGAUGCACCUUCAGGGCCUUCCAACAGGAGCUUGGAGUCGGCGUGUGGACCUGGGGAUGCUUGGGAGGAAACCCUGCUGAGGCAGAAAGAGACAAGCAGUUCCGUGUGGAGCGGCUACGACCUCCACAGCAGAAAAUAA
Messenger RNA from Poecile atricapillus (Black-capped chickadee), 1440 nucleotides. RefSeq names its product ubiquitin carboxyl-terminal hydrolase 17-like protein 6. NCBI's taxonomy places the organism in Eukaryota, Metazoa, Chordata, Aves, Passeriformes, Paridae. Gene Ontology annotation, cellular component: cytosol; nucleus. Gene Ontology annotation, biological process: protein deubiquitination; regulation of apoptotic process. The record is from RefSeq and is a predicted model, not a curated record. Gene Ontology annotation, molecular function: cysteine-type deubiquitinase activity; cysteine-type endopeptidase activity. Bases 1 to 1440 code for a protein of 479 amino acids. The transcript is spliced from 12 exons.